This is a messenger RNA of Xenopus tropicalis (tropical clawed frog), 2722 nucleotides long. RefSeq names its product dpy-19 like C-mannosyltransferase 1 (gene dpy19l1). The record is from RefSeq and is a predicted model, not a curated record. Gene Ontology annotation, cellular component: membrane. Bases 382 to 2649 code for a protein of 755 amino acids. NCBI's taxonomy places the organism in Eukaryota, Metazoa, Chordata, Amphibia, Anura, Pipidae. The transcript has 25 exons.
UAGCCGCCUUCCCAGUGACGAACCCGGAAGUGGCGCUUCAGCCUCAUAGAAGCUCGUAGUGAGGCGCAUUAGUCCGUAUGUUGUGCGGCUGCUCCAAGGGUUUUUUUUGUUUUUAUUUAUCUAUUCCAGGAAACAACAAAUAAACACUAUUAGGUGCUGGUUUACCGCCGCUUCCAGAAACCCAGCUCCCAAUAUUUGGCACAAACGAACGUAUUCUUAAGUCAUAGAGAAGACAUGUUCAUCGUGGAACAGUAACGGGGGGUGAUGCGGACGUUUGAGAAGACUGGACCUGUAUCGCUACAGGAGCUUCGCGCUUUCUAAUAAGAACCACCCCCCAUAUUGGUGCAGAGAAGAUACUGGAGCAGUUAUAGCAUUUCUGUGAUGGCUGUGCAUGCCAGGUCCAAGCUAAAGGAGCGCAGUUCAAAGGAGCAGAGGCAACAGAGACAGCCUCCCUCAAUUCCUUCUUACUCUUCAGGAGAUGCUACAGAGGAGAGAGAGAAUAGGGCCAGGCACAGAGACAAGGGGGAUUCAAGGCAAAGACAUGGCUCAGACUCUGCCCACCUCUCCAGAGCCUGGAACAAUCAGUGCCAUCAAAUGAAGCACAAAGGGUUCUUCCUAGACUUGGGCUUUAGUACAACAGAUCAUUUGAAGUCAUGGAGCAUCCUGUUAUUCGGUGUUGUUGUGGGAGUGUUACACUGGGGCCAUAUUUCUACACUUUUUGAAAAUGACCGCCAUUUUUCCCACCUUUCAACACUGGAGAGAGAAAUGGCAUUUCGGACAGAGAUGGGUCUCUAUUACUCUUAUUUCAAGACUAUGACUGAAGCACCUUCAUUUUAUUCCGGACUACACCAGAUCAUGAACGAUAACAUUACAGAGUAUCCCAAAGUCAUCAAUACGUUACAAAGAUUUAAUCUUUAUCCCGAGAUGAUAUUGGCCAGCUGGUUCCGGGUAUAUACACAGACGAUGGAUUAUCUUGGUUACAAGACAAAACUGUGCUGGACUGUAAACCGAGGAGAUGAACUUAGUCCUGUAGAGAGCUGCGAAGGUUUAGGAGAUCCAGCCUAUUUUUACGUCACUAUGAUAUUUAUUUGGAAUGGAGCUAUGAUGUUCUUCUUUUACAUAUAUGGUACAUUUUUAAGUGGGAGUCGACUUGGAGGCUUCCUAGUUGUCCUGUCCUUCUUCUUUAACCAUGGUGAGUGCACGCGUGUGAUGUGGACUCCACCUUUAAGAGAAAGCUUCUCAUACCCUUUUCUUGUCCUUCAGAUGUUUCUUUUAACAUAUAUCCUCAGGGCACAGAACGUUAGCAGGCAGAGUCUGUUUGCCCUUGGUGUUUCCAACGUCUGUUUCAUGCUUCCAUGGCAGUUUGCUCAGUUUGUACUCCUAACACAGAUUGCCUCUCUGUUUGCCAUCUACAUCACAGGCUUCAUCAACUCAAGCAAGUUUUUGAGUAUACUGUAUACGCACAUGGUAUCGCUGGGAAUAUGCUUUAUCCUGAUGUUCGGCAAUUCCAUGCUGCUCACGUCCUAUUAUGCCUCUUCUCUCAUAGUUCUCUGUGUUAUUGCUAGAAAUGAAGAAUUGUUCCUGAGACUUCAGACAAGGCAUGUUAUAUUCUGGAUACUACAUGUGCUUUCAUGGGUGGUGGGAACAGUCCUUUUAAAAGCCGGAGUAUCCAAGUUACUGGGGGCAGCAGAUGAUGCUCAUAUAGGCAACCUCCUCAAAUCCAAGUUUACCGCUUACAAGGACUUCGACACCCUUAUGUACACCUGCGCGGCAGAAUUUGACUUCAUGGAGAGAGAGACACCAUGGAGAUAUUUGAAGACUCUCCUUCUUCCAAUAGUGAUUAUUGUGUUUAUCGCCAUAUGUGUACAGGCUCUUAGAGAUCUGCAGAUUUCCACUUCGGCAAAAGGAAGCGGGGCAAAAAAUCCUCCAAACGGAAGAUUGGAGCAUUCCGCCUGCGGAGAGUUGGUGUAUCAUGCCCUGCAGUUGGUCGCCUUUGCUGCCCUCGCCGUGCUAAUCAUGCGGCUGAAGCUAUUCCUGAGCCCUCACAUGUGCAUCAUGGCUUCUCUGUUGUGUUCCAAACAGCUGUUUGGCUGGAUUUCCACACGAGUGCACCAAUCAGUGUUCGUCUUCAUCAUCGUAGGACUCAUGAGCGUCCAAGGCUACAGUAACCUGCAGAGUCAAUGGAACAUUAAAGGGGAGUUCAGCAAUUUGCCUCAGGAGGAACUUCUGGAAUGGAUACACUCAAAUACAAAUCCAGGUGCUGUAUUCGCCGGAGCUAUGCCUACGAUGGCAAGUGUCAAGCUCUCCACUGGCCGCCCCAUCGUCAAUCACCCGCACUACGAAGACACAGAUUUGAGAGCGCGCACUAAAAAGGUCUACUCCAUGUACAGCCGGAAACCCGCAAAGGAAGUGAAAAAUACUUUACUGGGAAUGGGCGUCGACUUCUUUAUACUAGAAGAUACCUGGUGUACGCGGAGGACUAAACCUGGGUGCAGCCUGCCAGAAAUCUGGGACAUUGAAGAUCCAGAGAAUGCUGGGAAAGUUCCGCUAUGUUCCAUGAUGGGAAAGGAAUCCAGACCCCACUUCCUAACUGUGUUCAACAACGGCAUUUACAAGGUGCUGAGUGUGCGAGGGAAUAAGAAACAAUGAGCGAUAGGUUCUAGGUUUUUACAAAAGCAAAAUAAUCAGUAUUAGUUUUUAUUAAAAGUGCAUUUUGCCUAUA